AUGUCUCUGCAAACUAUAACCUUCUGGUUAGGUCUGUUGUCGACUGUUUUCUCCUUUGCGCAAGCUAUACGAACCACCGGCACCACCGUAUAUCUUGACGGCAUUACAUACUGGAUUCCCCCAGAUGUGAUUGGAUCGCUGGAUAAAACCUUUACCACCCGAUUGUUCGAUGCACAUACUCUUGCUGCUGAACUCUUUCUUGCCCUGACCGUGAUAUCUACUGGGCUUGGUAAUUAUUCGCAAACCUCCUUAGAACACGAUCUAUCACGCUUUCAAGCACGGGAUGAUGUUUGGAGCGACGGUUUUGCUAACAUGGUGUACCUUCAAGUGACUCCUCGGGAGCAUGGAGAUUCUCGAGCUCUUUCUGAGCGAACCUGGGGAAACAGAACCAUCCUCUUUGCUGAAGAAAGAGUUUACGAGAGGCUCCCUGACGGUCCUUACUUCUUGUCGUCUCGAGGGAGUAUUCAUCGGGCAUACCGUCUUUAUUCUGAUCAUCAAGAAGCUUUUGUAGAGUCUGUGUAUACCGACCCUUCUGGCAGUCAUUUCAUUCUCCCAGCGCAUAUUUCAGGGAACGGUCUCACGAUUGCAGUUCCAUCUAGACUUUACUACACACCGACACCGACCAAACCGCUUGCUGGCAUGCGUCUAGGUAUCAAAGACAUUUUUGACCUAUCCGGCGUUAAAUCCGGCAAUGGAAAUCGAGCGUGGUACAAUCUGUACCCCCCUGCUAACGUAACAGCGCCUGCGGUGCAGAGGUUGCUGGACGCCGGAGCGAUCAUAGUAGGCAAACAAAAGACUGCACAAUUUGCCAAUGGAGAGUACGCGACAGCGGACUGGAUUGACUACCACUCACCAUUUAACCCACGCGGGGAUGGCUACCAGGACCCAAAUUUCUCGUCUGCAGGAGCUGGAGCUAGCGUUGCAUCGUACGAAUGGUUGGAUUUCGCAUUGGGUUCAGAUACAGGGGGCAGCAUUCGCGGCCCUGCUCGAGUCAGCGGCCUUUACGGAUUGCGACCAUCACACGGCACCACUUCGUUGCAGUUCACGCUUCCCCUUGCUCCGGAAUUUGACACAGCGGCCCUCAUAGUCAGGGAUCCUCUUCUCCUCCACGAUGCCGCUACUAAGCUGUAUGCGUUGACCCGCAAUAGAUCUCAUAAUCCUUUCCCCACUCAGUUGUUAGUCGAAAAAUUCCCAGUUGGCUUGACAAACGAGACAGUGACGAUUCUCGACCAAUUCUUGAAUGAAGUCAAAGUUGUUCUCAGCGCUGAGACCAUUAAUUGGUUCAAUAUGACCACGAGUUGGCAAGACUCUCGACCCAAAUCCGCACCAACAGACCUACAAGUAUUAAUGGCAAAUACGUACGCAACAAUCAUCAGCCAACGUCAGAAAACGCUGGUCCGCGAUCCUUUCUACACCCAGUAUGCACUCCUCCACGAUGGAAGGUCACCCGCCGUAAAUCCUGUUCCCUUGACGCGAUGGGCAUUUGGAGACGCGCAACCACCCACAGCAUUGGCUGAUGCGCUGAAUAACAAGACUGUGUUCAUGGAAUGGUUCCAAGAUCAUGUGCUCAAGGAAGAUCCAAGGUCUUGCACGUCUGCCAUACUGGCCUACGUCAGUCCUCCAAGUGUUCAAUAUAGAAACACUUACAAAAUCCCACCGACGGUACCCACAGGUUUUAACAACCAAUACUGGAGUGUCAUGGCUGAGUCUCCUGACAUUAGCAUUCCAAUUGGUCAGAUGUCUUACGAUUCAGUGAUAACAAACCAUAAGGAACAACUACCUGUGUCGAUAAACUUUAUGGUAGCGAAGGGAUGUGAUCUUGUGUUAUUGAAUGUAAUCACCAAGCUUUACCAUAGGGGCGUGCUGAAAGCUUCUGCCGUCGGAGCAAGCGCUGUUGACGGUGGAGAGAUAUUGCAAAGAAGAUAG
This is a messenger RNA of Boeremia exigua, 1926 nucleotides long. Its product is annotated as glutamyl-tRNA amidotransferase. Lineage: Eukaryota; Fungi; Ascomycota; Dothideomycetes; Pleosporales; Didymellaceae. The record is from RefSeq and is a predicted model, not a curated record. The transcript is spliced from 3 exons. Bases 1 to 1926 code for a protein of 641 amino acids.